This is a messenger RNA of Stegostoma tigrinum, 3187 nucleotides long. Its product is annotated as zinc finger protein 135-like. The transcript is spliced from 2 exons. NCBI's taxonomy places the organism in Eukaryota, Metazoa, Chordata, Chondrichthyes, Orectolobiformes, Stegostomatidae. Gene Ontology annotation, biological process: regulation of transcription by RNA polymerase II. Gene Ontology annotation, molecular function: RNA polymerase II cis-regulatory region sequence-specific DNA binding; DNA-binding transcription factor activity. The coding region runs from base 110 to 1393 and encodes 427 amino acids. The record is from RefSeq and is a predicted model, not a curated record.
GGGUGGGGAGGAGGGGUAGAGGAGACACAAGGCGCCGCCCGCCCCAGCGAAAGCGAUCGGACAUUCGCCGGACCCAGGCUCUGCUCCCAAUUCUGCAGGACGAUCAGCGAUGGAGGAUCCACAGAUGCCAACCCCAGAGGAAGCAUCCGGCCCGGGGCUGGCAGCGGUAACCAAUCCGGAUGCCCCGGCUCCCACCCCCGAGGCCAAGGGCGGGGCUGAGAAGCCCUUCUCGUGCCCGGGCUGCGGCCUGGGUUUCCGUCGGGCAUCCAACAUGGCGCGGCACCGGUGCCGGCGGGAUGGGGAGCGUCCAUAUCCGUGCGGGGACUGCACCAGGGCCUUCAACUACCCGUCAGAGCUGGCCAUCCACCGGCGCAGCCACACACGGGAGAGGCCCUUCAUCUGUUCGGCCUGCGGGAAGGGCUUCCUGUACUCAUCCAACCUGCUGACCCACCAGCGGGUCCACACGGGUGAGCGCCCAUUCGCCUGCCCGUUGUGCGGCAAGGGUUUCACCCGUUCCUCCAGCCUGGCGGCCCAUCAGCGGGUCCACUCAGACGAGCGCCCUUACCCAUGCGACGGCUGUGAGCGUCGCUUCAAGAGCGAGAAGGAGCUGAAGAUUCACCGGCGCCUGCAUCAGGGCGAGCGGCCGUUCCCCUGCGGUGUCUGCGGCAAGGGCUUCACCCAGCUGGCAGUGCUGCUGGCACACCAAAGGGGCCACACGGGCGAGCGCCCCUUUGCCUGCUCGCUGUGCGGCAAGGCGUUUGCCCGAUCUUCCAGCCUAACGGCCCACGCUGGUGUCCACUCUGAUGUGCGGCCCUUUCCCUGCGAAAGCUGCCACAAGCGCUUCAAGAGUGCCAAGGAGCUUAAGGUGCACCGUCAGGUUCAUUCCGAGGAGCGGCCCUACCCAUGUGGCGUCUGCGGUGAGCGUUUCCGCCAGGCUCGUAACCUCCAGGCUCACCGCCGUACCCAUACCGGCGAGCGCCCCUUCGCCUGCUCCCUGUGCACCAAACGCUUUGCCCGCUCCUCCAGCCUGCUGGCCCACCAGCGGGUCCACUCUGAUGACCGCCCCUUCCCUUGCCCGGAAUGCCCCAAGCGCUUCAAGAGCGCCCGAGAGCUGGCCACCCACCGGCGGGUGCACAGCGGCGAGAGACCUUACGCCUGCCCAGUCUGCCCGCGCCGCUUCACCCAGCCCUCCAUCCUUCAGACCCACCGGCGUGUCCAUACCGGCGAGAGGCCUUACGCCUGCCCGGUUUGCCCGCGUCGCUUCAUCUGUGCCUCCUCGCUGCUCAACCACCGGAGGGUGCACACCCGCGAGCGUCCCUUCCCCUGCCCGGUCUGCGGAAAGUGCUUCCGACAGUCAGCCAACCUGCAGACCCAUCGUCGGCUCCACCUCUGACUUGGGGGGGCACUGUGCCACCUCUUCACCCAGCCCUCCCUCCCACAGACCCAUCGCUGAUCUUGGGGGGGGGGUUGGGGGGGCACUGUGGCACCUCUUCACCCAGCCCUCCAUCCCACAGACCCAUCUCUGACCUGUGGGAGGGGUUUGGUGGGGGGGGCACUGUGCCACAUCUUCACCCAUCCCUCCAUCCCACAGACCCAUUUCUGACCUGUGGGGGGGGGGGGGGUUGGGGGGCACUGUGCCUCGUCUUCACCCAGCCCUCCAUCCCACAAACCCACCAGCAGCUCCAUAUCUGACCCAUGCGGGCGCACUGUGCCAGGCUUCCAGCUUUACUGUCAGCCCCCCGCUGUUGGCUCUCAUUGCUCAGCUCAGCUCUCGCCCAGUGACUCAGCAGAUAUGGUUGAUGGGAGAGGAGGGGAAAAUCUGGAGAAGGGGACUGACAGGGAAGGAUGCAGAGGCUGGAGUUAUUGUGGGCUCCAGGGGUUAUAGCACAGCGAGCAACUCAGUCAGCAAGGUCAGAGUGGUGGAACAAAGGGGGCUGUUCCAUUUGCGUAGGGGAGUGUGGUUUCAAGGCAGGAAGGUGGGGAACGUGCAGGAGCUGGGUGGGGAGGGUGUGUGGGGUGAAAAUUGAGGGUUUCAUAUUCUCAGUGGAAUGUAGGAAACUUGCCUCUCUCCCCUCCUUGAGCCUGUUACAGAGGAGCAGGAGGCCAUUCAGCACCCCCCUUCUCAAGCCUGUUACACAGGAAGAAGAGGCCAUUCAGCCUCACUCCUUGAGCCUGCCAUUCUGUGCGGAGCAUAAGUUAAUGUUUGAAUGAGUUGAUGAAUAAUGAGGUAGCCAUCAGUGAGCAUGUGGCUGAUGCAGCUGGUUUCUGGGUGCUGAACAAAAAGCCGGGAAGAUAGGGUAAAUUAAACAUUUAUAAAUAACAAAGAGUGGUUAAUGACCCCCUGGGGCAGAAACUGGCCAGAACUGCGGUGAAGACAAUUUGCGUGUUUUCAGUGAUGAGUGAUUCUGCAGGCUCCUUGCCUGAACGUUGAGGGGUGGGAUGACACUGGAUGAGUCUGUCAAAGAGCCAGCAUGGACAAUGUGGGAUAAAUGGCCUCCUCUGCAGAUGCUACAGAGGUUAGACAGUCACAGCAAUGUACACCAUCUACAAGAUGUCCUGCAGAGACUCACCGAGGCUCCUUAGACAGCACCUUCCAAACCCCAGGGCCAAUUCCAUCCAGAAGGACAAGGAGCAGCAGGUACAUGGGAACACCACCCCCUACAAGUUCCCCGUCUCUGAGCCACUCCCCAUCCCAACUUGGAAAUAUAUCGGCCAUUCUUUCAGUGUGGCUGGGUCCAAGUCAUUGGAAUUCCUCCCUAAGGGACAUUGUGUGUCUACCCUACAGCACAUGGACUGCAGCGGCUCAAGGAGGCAGCUCCCCCCCCAUUUUCUCAAGGGGGCAGCUAGGGACGGGGUGAUAAAUGUUGGGCCCAGCCAAUGACCCAUGCACCUGGUCUGUCUGGUACAAGCAGCAACGCGUGACCAAACAAUUUUUAACACAAAAAUGAAGAACUGGAGCCUUGAACUGAACCCAUUGAAUCUGGGAGAUUGGGAACCGCUGACAUAAAGUGUGGAGAAGCGACCAGCAGCUUGCGUCGGACAAUGUGAUUUUUUUUCAAAAGAAAUGUAUUACUGAGCAUUAAAUUGAUCAUUUAGUCUCGUGUCUCUAUCCAAUUAUGAUUGUGCUGUGUUUUCUGACUGUAGAGCACCAUCUGGAAAGCCUAUUAAACGUGAGAUAAAGAGAAAA